Messenger RNA from Fulvia fulva, 3111 nucleotides. Its product is annotated as Importin subunit beta-5. Gene Ontology annotation, molecular function: small GTPase binding. Lineage: Eukaryota; Fungi; Ascomycota; Dothideomycetes; Mycosphaerellales; Mycosphaerellaceae. The record is from RefSeq and is a predicted model, not a curated record. The coding region runs from base 1 to 3111 and encodes 1036 amino acids. The transcript has 3 exons. Gene Ontology annotation, cellular component: cytosol; nuclear envelope. Gene Ontology annotation, biological process: protein import into nucleus.
AUGUCCGCCACCAUGGAGGAGCAGCUAGUGCGUCUGCUUACUGAGACCACCUCCGCCCAGGAAGGAACCCGGAAGAGUGCCGAGUCGCAGCUCAAGGAGCAGUAUGGCAAUCCAGACUUCCCUAUCGGCCUGGUCAGUGUUGGUGCGCACAACGACGUCGCGCUUGAUGUCCGCCAGGCUGCGUUGCUGUACUUGAAGACAUUUGUACUCGCCACUUGGUCACCACAAUUUGACGAGUUCCAAGGACAGCUAUACGCCGAUGAUGGAAAGAAAACACAGAUCAGACAGCGCCUUCUCGAGCUGGCUGUGAGUGGCCGCGAUGAGCGGAAGAUCAAGAGUGCCGCCAGUCUGGUCGUCAGCAAGAUAGCGACGGCAGACUUUCCGGACGAGUGGCCAGAUCUGCUCCCAACAGUGCUCAACGUUGUGGCUACCGGGGAGGACUCGCAACUACAUGGGGCUCUGAAAGUCCUUAGCGAGCUCGUCGACGACUGCUUUACCGAAGAGCAGUUCUUCAAAGUUGCGCGAGAUUUGGUGAAGGCCGUCUACGAUGCGGCUAUCAACGAGAACAGGCGGCCGACGAUCCGCGCCCUGGCUGUUGCCGUUUUGCGGUCCUGCUUCGACACUUUGGAAAUGCUCAUGGAAGACCACAAAGCCGCGGUCAAGGCUUUUACUGAGGAGGCUCUUGGAGGUUGGGUGCCGUUCUUUCUUGAGAUCCUUCAGAAGCCACUUCCAGCAGAUCCAGCGACUCAUCAGUCUAGCGGCGACAGCAAUUCCUCCGAGUCCUACAGGGGCUUUGUGGCACUCAAGCUCCAGGUCGUGAAGGCACUGAUGCGUGUCCGCAACAUCUUCCCGCAGACAUUAUCACCACAUAGCCCAGCUCUUUUCUCGGCGACAUGGCAAGAAUUGCUUACUCUUCAAUCGCAAUACCACACUUCUUACAUCGAGCAAGACUUGCAGGGACGGCUCGAAGAUGCUGAUGGUCUACCCUACACUUUGGACUUCCUCGUGCUGGAAGAGCUUGACUUUAUGCAAGCCUGCCUUCGUGCUCCACCAGUUCGCAAGGAGUUGGAGCAGCAGUUACAGCAGUCACAGAGCAUAGCAGGCUCCUGGAUCACUGAGGUCAUGAAGAUUGCAGUAGCUUAUGCACAGAUCACAAACGAGGAAGAAGGGCUGUGGGACAUUGAUAUCAACGUCUUCCUGUCCGAGGAGGUCAAUGUAACCGCCAACUACACUCCACGAUCUGCUUGUGGUGAUCUCGUCAUCAAACUCGGAGAGUGGCUAAACAAUGUAACCGUCGAAGGACUACUUGCCUAUACUCGCACCUUGUACGCUGAGAACGCAGGCUGGAAGGCUAAAGAGGCUGCGCUGUACCUGCUAAACCAGCUUCUUGGCGAUUUUCAAGAUGUGGAGAGGCAGAUCGGAUCAGAGUCAGCCAACGGAUAUGUGGACUUCAUCAAACAUGCCAUCCUGGAAGAGCCUGUCUUUCUUCGCGCAAGAGGAUAUCUUGUUGCCGGUAGCUUGACACGAACGUCAGGCGAUGCGCUGCAGCAAGUGGCGACCUCAUUCAUGGAGGCGUCCUUGCAAGCGAUCUCCAACGAUCAGUCUGAGAUUGUCAAGGUGUCGUGCAUUCGCGCUAUUCAGUACUACCUCGCAGCUCUGCCUUCCAGCAUCACUCUCCCAAGACAGCCGGGCAUCGUCGCAGCACUGUCCGGAUUCCUCAACUCCCAGGACCUCAGCGAUCUUACCGACAGCGACGAUCUGCUUAUAACACUCAUCGAGACGCUCCGGGAUGUUAUCCUAUUGGACCCGACAACGUGCUUGACGGGCGGCGGUAUCGACCUUUUGUUCACAGUAGCAAGUCAAGGCGCGGCCAACUUUCAAAUCGCUAUGCUGGUGACGGAGACUUUCGAGGAGAUCGCAAGUCAAAUAUCCGAGAGAGGCAGCGACGCAUAUGUUCAGCUCGCUACGAAGGUGCUUCCGUCCCUUAUCGGCGCAUUCGACAUGGCUACACUCACGGAGGAGAGUGAUCUCGCAAAUCUGGCUGCCGAAAUGCUAUCAGUGCUUGCGGAGAACGGCUCAAAACCACUUCCCCAAGGCUUCGUCAACACGGUAAUGCCUCGGUUGAACAGGCUGUUGAUGGGAUCGGAUGACGACGAACUAUUGAAGAGCGCGACCUGUGCCGUGAAGCACAUGCUACAUCACGAUCCGGAACAGGUAUUCAGCUUCCAAAACCAAGAAGGCAAGGGAGGCCUCGAAGUUGUGCUCAUCAUCGUUGAUCGACUAUUGAGUUCAGCGGUCGAUGACCACGGUGCCGCCGAGGUUGGAGGACUUGCAGCAGAGUUGGUAGAGAAGGCUGGCUCGGCAAGGCUCGGGCCAUAUCUUGUGCAGCUACUCCGAGCUGUAGCGACUCGCCUGGCUACCGCUACACAAGCACACUUUAUUCAAAGUCUGAUUUUGGUGUUUGCGCGCCUGUCGCUGAUUUCCGCCGACGAAGUGGUUGGCUUCUUGGCAGAUGUGCAAGUUGGAGAUCAGAGCGGCCUCCAGAUUGUCAUAUCGAAGUGGUUGGAGAACUCCAUCAACUUCGCGGGCUACGAUGACAUCCGCCAAAAUAUCGUGGCUCUCUCCAAACUAUACGAGCUACAUGAUCCCAGGAUCGCUCAGAUCCAGGUCAAAGGGGACAUGAUCAUUCCAAAGUCGGAUCGCAUCAUGACUCGCUCUCGUGCGAGACAACAACCGGACCAAUACACUGUGGUCUCGGCGCAGCUCAAGAUCGUGAAGGUGCUCGUGGAGGAACUGCUUUCAGCGUCUGGAGCCGCACGCAGCAUCGAUGCAGCAGCCGCGGCAGAGCUGGAUGAUGACGAGGAAGAGGGUGGCGAUUGGGAAGACGACUCAAAUGACUUCCUUGACCUCGGCACUGGCAUGAGCAAGUCUCAGCUCAUGGCGUACGGAGCUGAGGAUAGUGCGGCGUACUCUCGCAGCAGAGAUGACGAGACGCAGGCAUAUCUGCUGGACUUCUUCAGACAGCAAGCGCAGAAGCCAGAGUUUGCAGGGAUCUUUGGUGCCUUGAAACCAGAAGAGCAGGAGAAGUUGCGGAACAUGGAAAGCUCGUAG